AAAAUUCUCACUGAAUUGACCGAUUCCGAUCAAUAUAGAUGGACAAGGCGGCGCCAUUGGGGCACGUGGUGGAUCACGUGAAGGAGCAGCGGCAGAGGGCGAAGGAGGCGAGCAAAAUCAGCAGCGGCGUGCCGAGCGAGAUCGACGAGUCACGGAUUUUCCCACUUUUACUAUCAUUAGCAAAGUGCGGUCGUGACAUCGUCGAUCAGAUUGAAGACGGAUCGGAGCAGAUCAAGUCGUCGAUCUGUUGCGACGAUCGGCCGGAGCUCUUCGCGGAGAUCGGGAGCGCUCUGAAAGCGCUGGAAGCCACCAUUGUUGAAGCCAACUUCACGAAGCACACACACCAGCACCCUCACAAUCCCUAAUUAAAAUAUGAAAU
Messenger RNA from Salvia splendens (bonfire salvia), 379 nucleotides. Its product is annotated as putative transcription factor bHLH107. Gene Ontology annotation, biological process: regulation of DNA-templated transcription. The coding region runs from base 39 to 365 and encodes 108 amino acids. The transcript is spliced from 2 exons. The record is from RefSeq and is a predicted model, not a curated record. Lineage: Eukaryota; Viridiplantae; Streptophyta; Magnoliopsida; Lamiales; Lamiaceae. Gene Ontology annotation, molecular function: DNA-binding transcription factor activity.